Molecule: messenger RNA, 1243 nt
Organism: Phascolarctos cinereus (koala)
Lineage: Eukaryota; Metazoa; Chordata; Mammalia; Diprotodontia; Phascolarctidae
Product: cAMP-dependent protein kinase catalytic subunit alpha
Biological process (GO): protein phosphorylation
Cellular component (GO): cytosol; nucleus; cAMP-dependent protein kinase complex
Molecular function (GO): protein kinase A regulatory subunit binding; ATP binding; cAMP-dependent protein kinase activity
Source: RefSeq, a predicted model, not a curated record
GAGGGCUCCUCCGACCGCCAGCGCCGCCGUCAGUGCCGCAGCCCGGGCUGCGAGGAGCAAGCCGAGCCGCUCAGCGCCAGAGCCGCGGAGAUGGGCAACGCGGCCACCGCCAAGAAGGGCAGCGAGCUGGAGAGCGUGAAAGAAUUCCUGGCCAAGGCCAAAGAAGAAUUUCUCAAGAAAUGGGAAGCCCCGGCGCAGAACACGGCCCAGCUGGAGCACUUUGACCGCAUCAAGACUCUGGGCACAGGCUCGUUCGGGCGCGUGAUGCUGGUGAAACACAAGGAGACGGGCAACCACUUUGCCAUGAAGAUCCUGGAUAAGCAGAAGGUGGUGAAGCUGAAGCAGAUUGAGCACACCCUGAACGAGAAACGCAUCCUGCAGGCUGUCAACUUCCCCUUCCUUGUCCGGCUCGAAUAUUCCUUCAAGGACAACACCAACCUGUACAUGGUGAUGGAGUACGUGCUGGGCGGGGAGAUGUUCUCCCACCUGCGGCGCAUCGGCCGGUUCAGCGAGCCCCACGCACGCUUCUAUGCUGCCCAGAUCGUGCUGACCUUCGAGUAUCUCCACUCGCUGGACCUGAUCUACCGAGACCUGAAGCCCGAGAACCUUCUCAUCGACCAGCAUGGCUACAUCCAGGUGACAGACUUUGGUUUUGCCAAGCGCGUCAAAGGCCGGACCUGGACCCUGUGCGGGACACCCGAGUACCUGGCUCCUGAGAUCAUCCUUAGCAAGGGCUACAACAAGGCCGUGGACUGGUGGGCCCUGGGAGUGCUGAUCUACGAGAUGGCAGCGGGCUACCCCCCCUUCUUUGCUGACCAGCCCAUCCAGAUAUAUGAAAAGAUCGUCUCCGGCAAGGUUCGGUUCCCCUCUCACUUCAGCUCCGACCUGAAGGACCUGCUUCGCAACCUGCUCCAGGUGGACCUCACCAAGCGCUACGGAAACCUCAAGAAUGGAGUCAACGACAUCAAGAAUCAUAAGUGGUUCUCCACCACCGACUGGAUCGCCAUCUACCAGAGGAAGGUGGAAGCUCCCUUCAUCCCGAAGUGCAAAGGCCCUGGUGACACGAGUAACUUCGAAGACUACGAGGAGGAAGAGAUCCGAGUCUCCAUCACCGAGAAGUGCGCCAAGGAGUUUGCUGAGUUCUAGGCGUGGCCCCCCUAGUGGCUUCCUUUUGGGGGCGGGGGUGUGGGGGGUUGGAUUGAGCAGCCAGAAGGCCCCAGAUUUCUUGGCAUAUUCUUUUUUC